AACGCGGCUGCGACCGGGCGGCUGUAGAAUGUUUCCUAGCUUUGGGAGGAAGCUUCGUUCUCCCUUCUCACAUGAGAGGGAAUUGGGUGGCUUGAAUAUGGACGCUAAAGACAAAAUCUGAAACUCAGAAUAUAGUGAAAUACAGGAGAGAUGACCUAAGCUGAGCUUGCUAGAGCUCAGAGAGGCAGAGGGUUCUGCACAGUCCAGCGUGGUGUGAUGGGACUCAUGUCAUAGUCCACGCUGGCCUGGAACUCUCCAUCCUCCUACUUCGGCCUCGGUACUGGGAUUGCAGAGGCUCAAGGCAGCAGUCCACUACACGGUCGGCUGUCUGUGCCAGGAAGUCGAAGCGGACAAAGAGGUGCAGUUCAGCAAGCAAACCAUCGCAGCAAUUUCGGAGAUGACCUUCCAGCAGUGUGAAAAUUUUGCCAGAGACCUUGAAAUGUUUGCCAGACAUGCUAAAAGAAGCACGAUUAACACUGAAGAUGUGAAGCUCUUGGCCAGGAGGAGUAAUUCACUGAGCCGGCUCAGAGCACUGAUGCCAGGGCUGCCCACGAUGGAUGGCGCCCAAGCCCGAGGGACGCAGCAGCUGCUGCUGCUGCUGCUGCUGCUGCUCUGGGGGGCCACAGCCACCGCCCUGGCCCUGGAAGGCGGCCCUGCCAGCCAGGACCGUGUGCAUAUGCAGGAGAUGGCAGAAAUAAAGAAAGACAGCCUCCUGACUUUGCUCACGUGGUGGGAUGAGUGGACCUCCCAGGCCAGUACUGGGGACCUCGUCGGGGGGCACAGCAGAAAGGUGGCCAAGCGACAGGAAGGCGCACCCCUCCAACAGCCCCCUCGCCGAGACAAAACACGCUGUAAAAACUUCUUCUGGAAGACCUUCUCCUCCUGCAAAUAGACUCCCCAUGACCGACCACACUGGGGGUUGUGAUGUGGACUCGAAUAAAAUGAAUUCAGCAGCACUA
Messenger RNA from Heterocephalus glaber (naked mole-rat), 959 nucleotides. It is a transcript of the gene Cenps, whose product is annotated as centromere protein S. Gene Ontology annotation, cellular component: FANCM-MHF complex; Fanconi anaemia nuclear complex; extracellular region. The record is from RefSeq and is a predicted model, not a curated record. Gene Ontology annotation, biological process: adenylate cyclase-inhibiting G protein-coupled receptor signaling pathway; regulation of cell migration; resolution of meiotic recombination intermediates. Gene Ontology annotation, molecular function: neuropeptide hormone activity; chromatin binding; protein heterodimerization activity. Lineage: Eukaryota; Metazoa; Chordata; Mammalia; Rodentia; Bathyergidae.